AUGAUAGGGUGGGGGGACGUGUAUAGGGUGGCGGCCGCCAUGGCGCCGCUCUACUUCGCCCUCGGCCUCGGCUACGGCUCCGUGCGGUGGUGGAAGCUCUUCACUGCGGACCACUGCGACGCCGUGAACCGCCUCGUCGUCUACUUCGCCUUCCCGCUCUACGGCUUCGACUUCACCGCCCGCGCCGGCUCCUUCGCCGCAGGGUACCGCGUCCUGGCGGCCGAUGUCCUUGCCAAGCUUGCCGUCGUGCUCGCGCUCUCCGGCUGGGCCGCCGCACGCCGCGGCGAGGCCUCCUCCUACUCCUGGUGCAUCACCGGCUUCUCGCUCGCGGCGCUCAACAACGGGCUCCUGGUGGGCGUGCCGUUGCUGGACGCCAUGUACGGCAAGUGGGCGCGUGAUAUCAUGGUGCAGCUGUCGGUGCUGCAGGGCGUCGUGUGGUUCCCGCUGAUGCUGGUCGUCUUCGAGGCGAGGCAGGCCUGGCUGGAGGUGACCUCGGACUCGGAGUCCCCCGAAAUCGCGCGCGAACAAGAUGACCAGGAGGCGCCGGGGACCGACGAUGCCGACCGGCCGGCGGUAGCCGAAGAUGGCCGGAAGACGGCGGCGACGGGGUGCGCGUUCUGGGCGCCGCUGCUGCGAGCGGUCGGGGUCAAGCUCGCCCGCAACCCCAACGUGUACGCCAGCCUCCUUGGGGUCGCGUGGUCUUCCGUGGCCAACAGGUGGCACCUGAAGAUGCCAAGCAUCAUAGAUGGUUCCAUUUCGAUCAUGUCAAAGACCGGCAUUGGAAUGGGAAUGUUCAGCAUGGGCAUGUUCAUAGGACUACAAGACAAGUUUAUCGUGUGUGGCUUUGGCUUGACCCUGUUGAGCUUGGUGCUGAGGUUCAUCGUGGCACCAACCGUCACCAUAGUCGGAGCCCUAAUCUUAGGACUCCGAGGUGAUCUUUUGCGUGUUACUAUCUUACAGGCUGCACUGCCACAGUCUGUCGCAACAUUUGUCUUCUCCCGAGAGUACAACCUGCAUGCUGGCGUACUUAGUACUGCGGUUAUAGUCAGCACGUUGGCAUCACUUCCUGUGUUAACUGCAUAUUAUCUUGUUUUGGGGCUCGUAAUUUAGAUUCAUUUGUUCCUCCCUAC
This is a messenger RNA of Hordeum vulgare subsp. vulgare (domesticated barley), 1130 nucleotides long. Its product is annotated as probable auxin efflux carrier component 5b. Gene Ontology annotation, cellular component: plasma membrane; endoplasmic reticulum. The transcript is spliced from 5 exons. The coding region runs from base 1 to 1110 and encodes 369 amino acids. NCBI's taxonomy places the organism in Eukaryota, Viridiplantae, Streptophyta, Magnoliopsida, Poales, Poaceae. Gene Ontology annotation, biological process: auxin export across the plasma membrane; auxin polar transport. The record is from RefSeq and is a predicted model, not a curated record. Gene Ontology annotation, molecular function: auxin efflux transmembrane transporter activity.